Acanthopagrus latus (yellowfin seabream) is the source of this 3371-nucleotide messenger RNA. RefSeq names its product calcium-independent phospholipase A2-gamma-like. The record is from RefSeq and is a predicted model, not a curated record. NCBI's taxonomy places the organism in Eukaryota, Metazoa, Chordata, Actinopteri, Spariformes, Sparidae. Bases 341 to 3025 code for a protein of 894 amino acids. Gene Ontology annotation, biological process: arachidonate metabolic process. The transcript has 9 exons. Gene Ontology annotation, cellular component: membrane.
CUUACCUGGUCAGAUAUGUUCAUGCCCAAACUGUAAACAAUGGCGGCGAACAGACAAGAACAACAGAGACAAAAAAUGCCCCACUAUUAAAAAAGAUGACUGAUGAAGAAAGCAGUGUGAAAAGAAAGAAUUGGACCGAGCCAGAGAGACAACAAGGAUACAUUUCAGAGCAUCAUUUCAGAGGUGGAGGGAGCUGCAGGAUUUGUGAGGACUCAAGAGAGUUGGACGCUUCUCUGCUGGACAGAUUCAUGUCGGAAAUGCUGCUGCAGCCCGAAACUGUGAAAGCUCGAGAGUGACAUUUGGACUUUGAUUGAUCGCUGCUCACAACUCCAGGUCGAGCAUGGGUCGCUACCUCAGCGCCAACUUGUGUUCAAGUUCUGUGAACAAGACUUUAAGGUCGUACUGCAAGAUUAGGUACCUGAUGAGCCUUCUCAGAAAGUACCCUCGUCUGGCCAAAGCACCGCUCUGCCUGGACCUGCACAGAAACUCACUGCUGUCACCUCCUCAUUCUUCCAGAUUUACAAGAAAACCUAAGAGUUUUAACAACACUGAUACAAACUCUACCUCUUACCACUUCCACAGAGUUUUUUGCAAAGAAGUAACACUUCCCCAGUUUGUGCGUUUUUACUCAUCCUCCAAUAAGAAUACAUUCAAACCUGAAGCUCCAAUUGGGAUCUUUGAGGAGGCUCAGAGCGGCGUAAACCUCAGUUCACUGGGAGGUCGUCUCGGUCAAUCAUUUAAUCGAUGGUCCAGACACAUUAACGUUUAUUUCAAGAGACAGGACGUUGCACCUCUGGCUGAAAAUGCCUGUCUUGUUGUCACAACUCCCGACUAUCUUGGCAGGUCACAGAGGCGAAGUCAAAGUCAACGGGCAGCCAGGGAGCGAAAAAUAACUGAGGGCAAAGCCGUGACGGAGACUUUGACAUCCAAAGACAGACAGGAAAGCUCAGAAACAAGUGCAACAGCACAGGGGGCUUCUAAGCUCCAACUAUUUCACAUCAGCACUUUGGCGACAACAUUCGGUGAGAGCUACAGCUACGUUGCUAAUCACAUUAACUCAGUCUUCUCUUGCGGCUCUUCCAAAGCUCAAGUGCACGAGAAUUCGGACACCGUGCCUUCCACCAGUGGAACAAACAGAAGGCAUGUGAGGAGAAAACUGCAAAACACCAAAGAAGCUGAAGUGCCUCAAGUAAAAUCAGCAGCAGUGGAAGCUGACAGUAUCUCCAGCAGCUGGGAGGAGGGAUACCUCCACUUUGCAAGACAUAUCAAUAAAUACUUUGGUGCAAAGGUUACUGAUGACGUUGACCAAAAUCAGCACAGGGGAGAAAACAACACCAGUUACAAAAUAUACCUUUCAACACAGUCUACCUCACAAACCCAAGGUGCCAUAUCACAACUGAAACACAAAGAACCUCUCACCCCUGAAAAUGAAGGCCUUUUCCACAGCAGCUGUAAUACCACCAACUUUGGGGAGAACUACUUCCAAACGGCCGGACACAUUAAUCAGUAUUUUAAGGGUCAAAGUGGAUCAGAUGAGGACACUGAGCGAAAUGUCUUCAUAGAGGUAGAUGCUGGGACAGCUGCCUCUGAGAAGACUGUGUCCUUUAUGGACUGCCUUCGCCGCCCCACAAGUGCCAUCCCUGACCUGCUGGGUGCUUUUCUGAAUCUGGGCCCCUUGACCCAGACCGGGAGGCCCAAACCUGCCAUGGCAUCACCAGCAAUAUUGAAUAAAAAGCUUGUCUUGAGUCAGAGGCAGGCGGAGAAAAUAACAAAAAGGCUGAUUGGCAGCCUGGCACAGGCUUCAUCUCCCGGAGCCCUGACUGCCUGCGUGGAGGCUCUCAAUGAACACCUCAUCCGCCAUCCGUCAUGUAAAGCUUUAAUGUGGCAGGAGAGGACCGGGGUGACGUUGCUGAGAAAGCGGCGGAGCCACAGAGAAAACCAGGAGCUUCAGGGCGCCUUGAGAGAAACUUUGGCCCUUAUUGGCUACAUGGAUCCAGUCAAAGGUCGCGGCAUUAGAGUGCUAUCGAUUGACGGCGGAGGCACAAGAGGUGUAGUGCCUUUGCAGGUGUUAAAGCUGCUGGAAGCCGAGACAGGCAAGAAGAUCUACCAGCUGUUUGACUACAUCUGUGGAGUGAGCACAGGAGCCGUUCUUGCCUUCAUGCUGGGUCUGGCCCAUUUUUCUCUGGAGGAGUGUGCUGACAUGUAUCGUCGCUUUGGCUCUGAAGUGUUUCGGCAGAACCCGCUGGUUGGCACCGUGAAGAUGGGCUGGAGUCACUCGUACUAUGACACUGAGAUCUGGGAGAAAAUACUGCAGGAAAAGCUGGGAAAUAGAUUACUCAUCCAAACAGCAAGAGAUGAGUUGAGUCCAAAGGUUUCAGCAGUCAGCACGGUGGUAAACUGGGGCACCGGUCCAAAAGCCUUCGUCUUCCGCAACUACAACCACAAGCCAGGCUCUCUCAGCCGCUACGCAGGAGUCUCAGGCUGCCAGAUGUGGCAGGCAGUGCGAGCAUCAUCAGCUGCUCCGGGGUACUUCCAGGAGUUCCCCUUACAAAGUGACAUUCAUCAGGAUGGAGGAAUUAUCAUGAACAAUCCUUGUGCCCUGGCCGUCCACGAGAGCCGCCUGUUGUGGCCCAAUCAGCCCUUCCAGUGCGUCCUGUCCCUUGGCACCGGCCGCUAUGACAACGCUAAGAGGGCCCCCGGCACCUCCACCAGCCUGAGGGCCAAAAUCAGCAGCCUGAUCUGCAGCGCCACCGACACCGAAGGGGUCCACACCCUCCUGGACGACCUGCUGGCUCCAGACGUCUACUUCCGCUUCAACCCCAUGUUGAGCGCCGUGGUGUCUCUGGACGAGAGCCGACCCCGGGCCAUGGACCAGCUGCAGAGAGACACCCAGAGCUACCUGGAGAGGAACCGUCCAAAGUUGGCCAGGCUGUGUUUGGUGCUCGGGGCGGAGCGAUCGGCUGCCAGCAGAACUAAGGACUGGAUGAGUGAGAGGGCCUGGGAGAUGAAGCAGAGAUGGAUGUGAGGAGGUAUAACACGAAGAAUCACAGGCUUUUGAAUGUUUCGGCUGUUUUUUCCUGUGAUACAUAACCUUAAUGCUGAAGUAAUACAAUGUUGACAACGUGACUUUUUCACAUAUAUCGUUUCUGUUUGAUGACUUUUUGACAUGGCCCUACUGAACAAAUAUGCACAUUCAUAAACUAGGCACUUUUUAAUGCACUUUAUAUGAAAAGCUUUGUGAAACAUGCACAUGUGACUUCAUUCUUGUUGAUUGUAAUUUAAGCUAUUUAUUGUAUUUACAUGUGACAUUACAUCCCAUGUAGUAUAUUAUUGUACUACUUGGAGUAUUUAUUUGGAAUAAAUAAUAUUCA